Menidia menidia (Atlantic silverside) is the source of this 1782-nucleotide messenger RNA. The record is from the annotation of a GenBank genome assembly. Lineage: Eukaryota; Metazoa; Chordata; Actinopteri; Atheriniformes; Atherinopsidae.
UGAACUGUAUGAAGUCUACUGUGCCGUUGCCGAGUACCUCUGCUUUCCAGACCAGUGGAAAAAUGUGUGUAAUUGUAAAUGUCAUCUGUCUACAUCUCCCGUGUAGGGUCACACUUUGAGAUAUUUCGGUUGGAGAUUACAGACAGUUGAAGAGUUGAGAGAAGCAUUUGAAUCUUUGCUGAAAUGACACCAGGCUCAAAGCACUCACUUGUGAUUUCAAGGGCAGGCAUUGAAAGGAACUGCUUACUACGGUACCAACAACAGAAACCCAGAUCAGACAAUAUCUGCUGUUUGCCACCGUCCAAACAAAAAGGUCAAAACUGUACGAAAACAUCCUCCUUCUGGACCCGUCUGAAGUUUGGUUUUAAGGAUCGGGUGAGGAUGGAGCAAAGAGAACCUACAGUGGACCCUGUCCUUGAUGGGAUCGAGGGGAAACUCAAGGAAUUAGCAUCAAAGUGGUUCAUAGAUACUCAAGUACCAUUUAUCGUGAAUAACGGCCUUUUCCCCACAUGGUUUUUGGGCUUCAUCACCAGAAGGGAUGCUGAAGAAAUACUCAAGGAAAAGGAGUUGGGCUGUUUCCUGAUCCGUCUUAGUGAUAAGGCCAUAGGAUACAUUUUGUCAUAUAGAGGGAGCGAUCGCUGUCGGCACUUUGUGAUCAACCACAGUGAGACAGGACAGUUUGUGGUUUGUGGCGACACUGAGGGACACAAUACCAUGCCUGAGCUCAUCGAGUACUAUAAGACGAGGCCCAUUCAGCCAUACGGAGAGUAUCUGACAACUUCAUGUUUUGAGAAUCUCAACGAGGACUUCUACGACAUCAUCCAGAUUAGCCCAAAGGACAAACCUACUGCUGCUUUCAGAACGGCCAAGAAUUUAAAAAAACUGCAGAUCCACUCCAGCACAGAGCAGCAACCACCGAGGCAGCUGAAGAGCAACAGAGGCCAAGAGGAAGUACCCCCCUUGCCCCGAAGGAGCAGGCUCCUGGACGGUACCCUGACUGAACUCGACAACGUCCAGUACGCUCUGCUCAGGAAGCAAGCUCCAAGGGAGAUCCCCAGGGUCCAACACAUUUCACAGGACAAUUUAUCUGCAGCUCAGAGGACAACGGACAGUCAGAGCAGUGGCAGACUCAGUCCUCCGUCAGAUCCGGAAUCUCUUUACUCUGAGCUCAACUUGCUUGAGUGUAAAAGCCGAUCCCUGCCUCUGCUGGACACCCGCUCCAACGGGGAUCAGUCCCACAGGCUGAGCGUUCCGCCGGACACGCCGCCGAGGCUCUCUCCCAAGCCGGUCAGACAGGUCCCCAGCAGCAACCCCCGGCUUCAGAAGACGGAUGUGGCCGGCCGGCCCAAAAGCAGCUUCAGCGCGGACUGUAUGACCGACCACACGGUCUAUUACCUGGCCGGCCAGCCGACCAGACACAGCCCAACGUCCUUUGACAACAGACUGACACCGCAGCUGGACACUGAUUCCGUGUAUGCCGAGGUCACCGGUGAACCCCCCUUUUUCACCCAAGACACCACAUAUGAGCCACUCCCUGACCACGCCGAACGGGUCAAGCUGAAACCCAACAGCAACAUGUACGCACCUGUGGAGGACAUGAGACGCAAAAAUAGCCCCUCCUCUGGAGUAAAGUGUGACAAAUGGAAAUGGCUCUUCCCCGAGGCCAGGAGAAAGUAGUGAAGAUGUUCCCCAAAAAGCAAAGACUCUGUUAACUUAAUUUCACGCGUUUUACACUACUGUGCAACACAUUAAUAAACACUUUUUUGCAACAGAAAACAACCG